Molecule: messenger RNA, 261 nt
Organism: Microthlaspi erraticum
Lineage: Eukaryota; Viridiplantae; Streptophyta; Magnoliopsida; Brassicales; Brassicaceae
Source: the annotation of a GenBank genome assembly
AUGAUGAUGAACAAAGCGGUUCUUGGUUCGAUUCUGUUCUUCAUGUUGAUCGGUUCGGUUCUUGUUGAGACUCGUCCGCUUGGUCUAACAAAGACCGAAGAGAAGAACCUCGUGGCUGGUUUCUUCGAUGGCUUAUCACUUGGUUCGAUCAAAGGCUCAGGUCCAAGUCCAGGAGGCAAGGGUCAUAAGUUCGUGGACCGAAGCGGUGCGUUUCGAUUUGACAAACACUCCGGUCCAAGCCCAAGCGGACCUGGUCACUAA